AUAGGUAUACGUGUCGCGCACAUGUUUAUACAAUCUAUAUAUAUAUAUAUAUAUAUGUGUGGCUGUGAAUUUUAUCAGAAGAUAUCUUCAGGUCGUAUCUAGUAUACGAUAACAUGCGUGUUCGUGUACACCACACCUCUAAAGUCAUCAGUUUUUGUUUGCCGGUUUUAGUCUCUUGAAUACGCGCAGAUGUUCCUCUUUUUUUUUUAUUCUGUCAAUAUGAAAUGAAUUUCUAAAAAAAACGUGACCUUUUAUUUAAAAAACGAACGACUAAUGCCGCCAUAGAUGAAUUUUUUUUUUUUUUUUAUAAAUAAGUGUCGAUUUUAAAAACUUUAGUGUUUUAGAGAAAAAAUCGCGUGUGUUCAUUUUAUAAAACGGUGGGGCAAUGACAAUAGGACCUCGGGAGGUGAUGAGGUCGGAGGCUGAAGGUCUGACAGGACCAGCGCAUCCCAUUUCCGAGCAAUCGAUAGAUUGUGGUUGCAGUCAAGUGAGAUGCCCGAAAUUAGAACGAUUUGCGACACGUUGUGUGUUUGUAAGCCUCCUGUGUUGGUUGGGCCUAUUACAAGCAGCAGCACAUUCCUAUUUAUAUGUAACUAGUUCCACAAUAGCAAGAAGAUUUCAAAUUGAUCCUUAUUGGAUGGAUUGGAUACUCACAGUUUCGGAAAUUACACCAUUUUUUCUUGGUCUUAUAAUUGCCUAUUGGGGCGAUCGAAUUCACAGAAUUUCUUGGCUAGGUGGUGUUACAUUUAUACAAUGUUUAGGAUUUACUUUAAUUAUAAUGCCAGAAUGGGACACUCAUUUUAGAGUAAUAGAACAAGCGACAAAUAACACUCACAUGUCAUUGUACGCAGACGCAAGUCAAGAAUUAUGUUCAAGUGCAUCGUCACGAAUUAUAUUUGAAGACGAACAAAUACAAAAUGGAGUGAUACCCAUUCAAAUUUUCGUUCAAAUUCUCAAUGGCGUUGCAAACAUUGGUUAUUAUGCAUUUGGAAUUUCUUAUUUAGAUGAUAAUACAAAAAAAAUACAUAUCUCAUCAUUUCUUGGAAUAAUUGUUGCUAUCAAAAUUAUUGGCACAUUAUUUGGUUAUAUUCUCGCAUGGUCAUGUUUGAGAAUAGAUUCGAAAAAUUUGGAAAUUGUACAGACAUAUACAGAACAAAUUGGAGCAUGGUGGCUUGGUUGGCCAAUAUUGACAGUUCUUAUAUUAAUAGGAGCUAUUUUUUUAUCAUGGUUUCCUAGAAGAUUACCAUCGGAGAUGGUGCAGCAAGCAGCGGCAACAAUAUUGGAUGAAGCAAGUGGAACGGCACGAACUUCACAAAUGACCUUUAAAAAAGUCGGCAGUACUCGUUUUCUACCUUCGAUAUUGAGACUGGUUACUAAUAAAAUUCUGAUCUCUAAUGUUUUUGCAGCGGCUUUCUGUGCCAUGGCCAUUGUUAAUUUCAUAGCAAACGAAAACAUAUUCCUUGAGUCUCGUUUUUAUGCGCCCAGGCCUACUGGUUUACUUCUAGGAUUCAAUGAUCCUCUCACCUCAAGAAUUGCUACAACAUUUCUAAAACCAGUCGUGAUUGGUUUAGUUGUGAUAGUAUCGGGCUUGUUAAUCGCAAGAGUAAAACCCACAGCCAGGACACUUGCUAUUUAUAGUAUAGUAAUCACUAUCGUAACGGGAAUUAUACUUUUUUCUCUUACAUUUGUUGCCUGUGACAAGAAACCAAUAGUUGGCGAAAAUAUAAAUGGAAUGUUUUCUUUAUCGAGACAUUGCAAUUAUGAUUGUCAGUGUUCACGCGAUGCUAACUUUAGACCAGUAUGUGACAGCAGUGGGAAAUAUACAUACUACAGUCCCUGUCAUGCUGGCUGCACUCAAUCUGAUUAUAUAGAUGAUGAAAAAAUAUACACUGGCUGCAAGUGCCUUUUGUCGGCUGGAUUGACUGAUGCCAGAGCACGGGAUGGCUCUUGUGAAUAUAAAAAUUGUCAAUUUGGUUGGCUUAUUUUUGAGGCUGUUACUAUUGUUGCCUAUUCUCUUUUGGCAUCAAUAAUCGUUGGAGAUUUACUAAUAAAUUUAAGAUCCGUCUACGUUCAAGAUAAAGCACUUUCAAUUGGUUUUUGGAUGACAUUGGUCGCUGCAUUCAUUCAUGUACCGGGAAAAUUGAUUUAUCAAAAAAUUGCCGACACCACUUGUGUUUAUUGGGGUUCGGCUGAGUCGAAUAUUUGUCGUUUGCAUAAUUCAAAAAAUCUUGGUGAUUAUUUGUGUUAUGCGACAAUUUUGUUUUUAGCGAUCAGCGCAAUAAUUAGAAUCAUGGUUUGGUGGUUCUGUGAAAAUUUAAAUCUUUACGAUACACCAAUUGUUGAAGAGGAACCGGGUAGGGAAUUAGAGGAGAUAAAUAGAAUGCAAAGAGAACCGUUAUUGAUUGAGGAAAUUCCAGCCGCAGAAGUUGAAGUAGAAGCAGGUCCCAGUGAUGUACAAGAGAGAAGAUCAUUACCACCAGGUGCUGUUCAGGUACUACCGAAAAAAAUCGAAGACGAUCAUCAAAAGAACAAUGGACCUUUGAAAUACGGUCCCCUUGGACCUGGAGAUCGAAGAACUCAAGAUAGAAAUGUUAUAACUGAAGUAAAAUCCGAAGACUAUGACACUGAUAAUGAAUUGGAUACAUCGAGUGACGAUGGUAGUCUACCUCUGAAGAAAGCAAGUCCUAAAGUUGCCUACAAACCCCUUGAUUUUGAUUCAGAUCACGAUGCAACGGAAACAAUUCCUAAAACAAUUCCACAGAGUAAAUUGUCUCCAAUUGAAUCAGGCGCACGUAGAUUUCCAAAUCCGGAUCAUUAUGAAGAUCCAAGACGUUCGAGAGCAACGAGUCCAUUUGAGAAACCUUGGAGAAAAACGGGUGAUUUUAAUGAAAUUGGAAUUCCAAUUGUUGAGCCCAUUGUUCAACAGGCAAAGGAUUUAAGAUCGUCUAAGGAGGUUUUAGAGGAGAGAAUGCUCUCACCGCAAUAUGAGAAAAAAGCUAGUCAAGAUAGAUUGGAUACUGUGAGAACAUUAUUCAAAACAAUGGAGGAUGGAAGAUUUAAAUCACAAUCGGAUGUAAAUGAUCAACCACUUUCAAUAAGACCACCUUCUGGUGGUCAAGAAUCAUCUGGAUUUGGAAGUUUACCUGAUGUUAGAGAAAGAAUAACUCCACAAUUACAGGAAUUGAAUUCCACAUCUAGGGAUAAUUUAACGAGUAAAAAUUUCAAAACAUCAUCAUUCGCUUGCACAGAUUUAUAAAGAUUUUCUGCUAUUUUAUUUUUAAUUCGAAAAUCACGAACAUAACCUAAUUUUUUUACUGUUUCGCUGAAAUAGUUCCAAAAUAGCUAAAUCAUGAACGAAAAAAAUUUUUAGAUGAUGCGAGCGCAUUCAUUACCAACUGUCGAUAAAAAAUUUAUUUUACCUAUUCCACUAUUAUCGACAGUUGGCAAUGGAUGAGCGCGCGCAUCGUCUCGAUGCGAUUUAGCUAUUGUGGAAGUAGCUUAAAAAUAAUAUAUUAUCAAUUUCCGAUAAUAUAUUGGAUUGAAAACAUUUUUAUAUAUAUGAAAUUUUUACGCGAAUUUUAUAAAAAUAUAAAAUAUAUUCUAUUUUCUACUAGGAUAGUUUGUGAAUUUUCAGUAUGAAAAAUAUUUUUCUUUUUUUUUUAUAAAUAACCAAAGAAACUUUAAUUCAUGAAAUGCGUAGGAAGUACAAAAUAAAACAGAACACAUUUUUUAUUAUUAGUUAAUAAAUAGGAUUUUUUUACAGUUAAAAAUGCAUUUUUAAAUUAUUUUUUACUGUAUCCAUAGAAACAUUAUAUAUUUAAUGUUUAAACAAUAGGGA
Messenger RNA from Leptopilina boulardi, 3838 nucleotides. Its product is annotated as solute carrier organic anion transporter family member 2A1-like. Gene Ontology annotation, biological process: sodium-independent organic anion transport; transmembrane transport. The record is from RefSeq and is a predicted model, not a curated record. Gene Ontology annotation, molecular function: protein binding. Lineage: Eukaryota; Metazoa; Arthropoda; Insecta; Hymenoptera; Figitidae. The transcript is spliced from 10 exons. Bases 386 to 3256 code for a protein of 956 amino acids. Gene Ontology annotation, cellular component: membrane.